Molecule: messenger RNA, 660 nt
Organism: Mesoplodon densirostris (Blainville's beaked whale)
Lineage: Eukaryota; Metazoa; Chordata; Mammalia; Artiodactyla; Ziphiidae
Gene: ZACN
Product: zinc activated ion channel
Exons: 5
Coding region: 1-660 (219 amino acids)
Biological process (GO): monoatomic ion transport
Cellular component (GO): membrane
Source: RefSeq, a predicted model, not a curated record
AUGCGGAAGCGCCAGGUGUAUGUAGAUCGGGGAACCAGCAGCCGCCAGUGUUUGCUGAACCUGGUGUGGGGGCGUGCCAAGUCCAAGGCCCCAGGGUUGUUGCGCCUGCAGAACACAGCGCUAAAGGCCAUCAUAGCGCUCUUGGUACCCGGGGAGGCACUGCUGUUGGCUGACCUGUGCGGGGCGCUGCUGCCCCUCCGGACGGAGCGCAUUGCCUACAAGGUGACCCUGCUGCUGGGCUACCUCGUCUUCCACUCCUCCCUGGUUCAGGCCCUGCCCAGCUUCUCUUCCUGCAACCCGCUGCUCAUUCACUACUUCACUGCCCUGCUGCUGCUCUUCAUCAGCACCACGGAGACCGUGCUGUUGUCCGGGCUGCUGGCCCACAGCAACCUCAGGGCUGAGAGCAGCCCCAGCCCAGUCCUGAGCGGGGAGCAGCAUGACUGUGGGAACCCAGGGCCUAAUUCUGAAGAAGCCUCCAGAGGAGUAACGGGGUCCAGGCGGAGCUGGGCUGAGGCUGCUGAUCACAUCUUCUUCCUGGUGUACGUGGCAGGGGUGCUGUGUAGCCAGUUCAUCUUCGCUGUGCUCUGGAUGUGGGCGACAUGCCAGUCAGACCCAGCCCCUGGUGAGGCUGCACCCCACGGUGGGUGGCCCAGGCUGUAA